Molecule: messenger RNA, 360 nt
Organism: Mucor mucedo
Lineage: Eukaryota; Fungi; Mucoromycota; Mucoromycetes; Mucorales; Mucoraceae
Exons: 3
Coding region: 1-360 (119 amino acids)
Source: RefSeq, a predicted model, not a curated record
AUGUUAUUCACGGCUACUUGCUGCGAUCACACACCUAGCAAACAUGAUAUAAUCCAAAUCAAGGUAUCUAAAUGGACAGUUGAAAUAUCUUUGAAGUUGAAGCAAAAAAGAUCAAAGAUGAAGAGAAACGCUUCAACUUAUACCGAUACAAACACAUUUGAUAACUACAUAUUGAAAACCGUAGUAAUCAAACUAAUGGGAGUUUCAAAACAGUCAUCGUACAAUAUUACACAAGCCAUCUUUAACUUUUCAGCCGCUCUCUGGAAAAUAACUGAUGUGCUAAAGAUGGUCUUGUUAUAUUUCAAAACAUCGGACUCAAUUGUAGCGAAGAUCUCAGUAAAAGUCUCUAAUGAGUCUUGA